Scophthalmus maximus (turbot) is the source of this 1005-nucleotide messenger RNA. RefSeq names its product EF-hand calcium-binding domain-containing protein 1-like. Gene Ontology annotation, molecular function: calcium ion binding. The record is from RefSeq and is a predicted model, not a curated record. The transcript has a single exon. Lineage: Eukaryota; Metazoa; Chordata; Actinopteri; Pleuronectiformes; Scophthalmidae. The coding region runs from base 154 to 834 and encodes 226 amino acids.
ACAUGAGACUCUCCCUUUUCUUCAAUGACCGAAACACCUUUCUAAUCCGCAGUUUUAAAGUUUAACAGAGUUUCAAACAAGUGUCUCAUAGAACAAGACCACAAACACACACACACACACACACACACACACACACACACACACACAGCCAACAUGGAUAUGUACCUCACCCCGGCCGCCCGCGCCCUCAAAAUAUCAGAGAUGUCUGCCGUGUACAAAAGGUCCAUACAGACUCUGGCGGAGAAGAUCUCCAAGCAAGUGAAGCACUUCAAUAAGAAGGAGGUGGAGUGCCUCAUCAGAGAGUACAACUUUUUUCAGGGGGAGCCGGGGGCCCACGGCAGAGCGGCCCCCGGCCUGGACCGCUCCAAGUUCAUGAGCAUCCUGCACAACAUCUUCGGCAUGACCGACGACAUGAUCAUGGACGGCGUGUUCCGGACGUUCGACAAGGACUACGACAGCUUUGUGAGCAUGAAGGAGUGGAUCGACGGUCUGUCCGUGUUCCUCCGCGGGACCCUGGAGGAGAAGAUCAAAUACUGCUUCCACGUGUACGACCUGAACGGCGACAACUUCAUCUCCAGGGACGAGAUGAUCAUCAUGCUGUACAACAGCCUCAUCCGGCAGCCCACGGACGAGGACCCGGACGAGGGCAUCAAAGACCUGGUGGACAUCACGCUCAAGAAGAUGGACUACGACCACGACGGCAGGGUGUCCUUCAAGGACUUCAAGAAGGCGGUGAUAGAGGAGAACCUGCUGCUCGAGGCUUUCGGGACCUGCCUGCCCGACACCAAGAGCACCGAGACGUUCGAGCAGCACGUGUUCCAGGAUCAACUGUGACGACGAGGAUCUCGUGUGUCCACCUGCCCUCUGCCACCGCGAAGUUCAUAGAUCCCCUCCACUGCUGAACUGUUUUCUACAGAGCAGUACGACAUGACCCCGCCCCCCCCCUCCCCUCAAAGUCAUCAAUACAAUACCACUUCACCAAUACAAAUAAAAUACCUCAAAUAU